GCUCUUCGUCGCGUCGCGCGACCGUGUUUAUUGUUAUUGGCGACGGCACCGCGGCCGGCCGAGCGAAACCGCCACCGCGCAACAACAGUACCGGCAGUCACGUCGUCCGAAACGUACCCGUGUUCGCCCGCCGCGUUUGUCCUCGUCACACAGGUGAGUGCACUCAUUGUAUACGCCGUACCGUGUAAUAACGUUGUACGCAAUAUAAAUAACACACCUUCGACCGCGAGCAAAACACCGACUGCCGUACGGCCGCGAUAUUAUUAUUGCCGUCGUUGCUAUCGCCCCGUAAUAAUUAGGUGGAUACGCCGGACGCGUUGGGGUUUUUUUUUUUUUUUUGUUUUGUUUUUGAAAAAAAUUAAUUAUUAACUAUUACGCGAUACAAUUAUAGGAACCGUAUAGGAUAAUCGAAUAUACCGUAGGGGAUAGAGAAAAAGAAAAAAAAAAAAACGAGAAUUAAUCGUAUUUACCUGCGACCCGUCUCUUCCGCGCACGACGACGACGACGUCGGCGACGCGCGGUCGCGACUCGCGGUGUGGCGGCGUCAUGCGUCGCGGUCGCGCCGUCGUACCUAUUACGAGGGUAGAUUUUCAAAUUGCAGCGUUCCGCCGAACAAAAUGGUGGCGGGGAUAGUCCGACCUCCAUAGAACCCCCGAGUCAAUAACCUCUAAAANAAAAAAAAAAAAAAAAAAAGUAGUGCGAAAAAAAAAAAACAUUAACUAUUCGCCUGCAGCCCCGAGCUCGGUGCCCGCGUUUAAUAUUUAGGUCGUGUAAUGUUUGUUUGUUCGAUAAAAUAAUUCGUUACUCAACACCGUCGGCGUUAAGCGGUUAUCUCGCGUGCGUCCCCGAACCCAGCCGCCGGCAGUGACCCGUCCGGUGUCCUCGGUAGGUAGCUCGCGCCGCCCGCCUGGCCGGACGCAAAUUUACUAAUACCUACACCCGCCACCGGGUUGUGUUUAGGUCCGAGAGAUCCGACGAUGAUCGAGUUUGCCUACAUCGCCAACUCCAUCACCGCCACCACCACCGUGGUGGCCGUGGCACUGGUGCUGUGUCUGCCGGCGGCCAUGUGCGAGCCGACCAAGUGCACAAAGCCCGAACUAAAACAGUGUUACUGUGGCAAGACUACAUACGACCGACAGGAGCUAUACGCAGUCAACUGCACCGGGACAUCGCUGUCCACCACCCGUAGUCUGGAGGCACUCACGAAUCUGCCCGAUGAGACUGAAGUAAAUUAUUCAAUUUUGUGGAUGUGAACGUUUCUCGUUGCAUUGUUUUAGAAUUCGAUAUAGUCGUGGUUAGUGAUUACCUACUUAUAUUUAAUAUAUUACUGUCUAGGUGUUGAUAUUCACGGGCAACAAUUUGCAUGAACUGCCGUGCAACGUAUUUGGUGAUAAUGUUAACUUAAGUCAAAAAUUGAGGUUUGUGGACAUGUCUAACAACAAUAUAAAAGUAAUCAAAGGCAAGAGUUACCAUCACGUUUUGGCUGUCGAACGUUUGAUACUUAAUAACAAUAAUAUCGGAUUGGAUGGCAUUGGGUUUCAUCAUCCUAGGUGAGUUUUGGUUAUAUCACCUUCGGGUAGUAUCUAUCUAACCUAACCUAUUGUAUACAAAGCAGUUAGGUAAUAAAAUUGAAUAAUUCCCAAUAUUCAAAUUCACUAUAGUUAGAUACACAAUAAUGAUGAUUAACUUAUUUUUCUACUUAAAUUUAUAUUAUAUUUUCGAAAAUUGUUUUAAGGUAGGUACUUGAAUUGAAAUGUAUUAAUCAACAUUUUGAAGUUUUUGGAUUAAAUGACUUAAUAUUUGCUGUUUUCUCUGACAAAUAAAUUAUUCACUAAUGAUUUCAAUUUUCAAAUACACUAAUUUUGUUACCCACACCAAACUAUUAAUAUAAUAUGUACUACCAACUUUUUCAAUUUAACUAUUCAAGUAUUGAUAUUCAAUUUGAUCUAAUCUUGGCAAAAUUGUUAUGUCAAUUACAGAUAUAUAGUUUGGUAUGGGUAAUAAAAUUAGUGUAUUUGAAAAUUAAAAUCAUUAGUGUAUAUUAUAAUAUAUAUAUUAUUUAAUAUUCUCAUAUUAGUAUACACAAAUUGUUUUGAAAGUAAUGAAUACAAUUUAUUAAAAUUAUAUUAUAUGAUAACCUAUAAAUAAUUCAGUCAUGUAGUAUUUUUUGUUUAAAAUUUGAAUACAAAUUUAGUAUAAUUUUUGGUAAACAUACAUACUAUUACUACUACUGUUUCUAUUCCCCCUGAUGUAAUUCCAGCGGAAAGUAUCCAGGUAGGGUUGAUGAUUAUUGCUGGUUGAAAAAAAACAUCUUAUUACCUAUAAUAUGUGUAUAUAUAUAUAUUUUUAAGUUAUUGUGAAAUUGGGAAGUUUUGAAAAGUUAGAUUUCAUUAUCAAAUAGUAAUUUAAUUUGAAUAAAUAAUAAAUGGGUGAUUUCAUUAAUGUGGUCGUACUUUUCACGUUCAUUUGUGAUACUAAUUAGGUACCUGGUUGUGUGAUCUCAUUGUGUUAUUUGUACUACAAGCCAUACCUAGUUGAAUUAUUUAAUAACAACCAAAAUGUGUGGUUGAUUAAUACAUUAGUAUAUAAAUAACCAUUUUUAACAAAUAUUAUAUAUCGGUAAAUUUAAAAUAAAAAAUUAAAAACAUCUGUAUGUGUACUUGAAUUUUCUGUUUACUGUUGAAUUUUCAGAGGACAGGAAUUUACUUACUCAUAUUUACUAAAGCCAGCAAAAGAAUAAUAUUUAAAAAAUUUAAUUUACGUACCUAAUACAAAAUAAUUUGAACAACAGUUGAAUGAAUUUCCAGUGACAUUAAUAAAAUUAACUAUUCUUCUUAGAAACAUAUUAUUGCUACAGUUGCAUUGUGUAUUUCAAACACUAAAUUAUUAUGAUUAGGUAGAGAAAUAUAUUUAAAAUUUUAUAAUAUUUAUGCUAAUCAAAUUAAUAUCUAAAAUGCAUUUUUCUGUAUUCUUUGUACAUAAUUUGAUCAGUACUUCAAAGUUAUAGUUUUACAAUGACGCAUAUUUUUCUUUUUUCGCUGACUUUCAAAUAAAUUCAGUAAGUUAAUAUGUUCUUAUCUAUUAGAUAUUUUCAAUUAUUGGAAACAAACACUAAGAUAAUAUUUUAAACAUAAAACUUUUACUAAUUGACAAGAUUUUAUGAGUUGCAUGGAAACAUAUCACAGUGAUGUAGUGUGUCUUGACACCAGGUGUGUUAAUUUUACCGUAAUAUGCUAAUUAAAAUUAAUGUAAACUUACUGUGCAUUUAAUCAAUAGUUAAGGAGUGAAUAUUAUUUAUUGUAUAUUUUUCUUCCUGCGGUACUAAAAAUUAAUCAAAUAGUUUUUGAAUCUAUUACUGUCUGUCUCAUACAGACAGAUAGCAGACAUCCAUUUUUAUAUAUUAAAUAUAGAUUAUAGAUUACUAUUUCAUUGAGAAUAAUUUUUUGUUUGAAGUGAUUUAUUAAAAUUAUUUGAUUAAUUUUAAACCAAACUUAUUUUUACAACAUUUUAGUAAUAAAUAUUUUCAACUAAUAUUUAAAACAGAAAGUGACAUAACAACAGAACAAAAAAAUAUUUAUUUAAUAUAUUAGUUAUGAUUGGUAAAUUAACAAAAUAUAAAAUAGGCAAGAAUGGUGGAUGAUCAAAUAAAUAUGGGUGUCGAAAAGUGAUACAAUAUUUUAUAGAAAUAGAAUAUGAUAACUUUACAGUCACUCAGUCACCAAAAAGCGCCUCCUAUCUUUCCAUACUCGGUGUGCAAUCUUCUCUUGUCUAUUGGUAUAAGGUCUAUGAUUUUUAAAAGUCAAUUUUUAAAGUUUGUUAUUUAAAAUAUUAUGAAGAAAGUUAAAUUACCAAUUAGUGUUCAACAGUUAGGUAACCCAAUCAUGAUUCCUUGUUCCUAACUUCGUUUUUAAAACUCCACGUAUUUUAUAAAAUAUAUUAAGUACAAAUACUGUUGUUUAUAGAUUUGAAUGCUUUUAAAGUAAUAAGAAUUGUGAAAAACUUGAAAUAUCCAUCCCUAUGCAUUGCAAUGGUAUAUUAUUAUUUUAUUAAAUAAAAAAAAAUACUAAAAAUUUAAAUAUCUAAUGACUUAUCUAUAAUAUCAUCUGUUUUCAAAUAGAUCUAAAUUUACUGUUUUAAAUAAAAGAAACAUAAUGGCAUUAUUAAACUAAUUCCUGUAAUAAAAAUUUGAAAAUAUUAAUUAUUUAUCAUGCUGAAUUAUGUUUUAUAGAGUAUUUUCAAACUUUGUUAGUUUGGUAGAACUACAUUUGACAAGCGCAUUUGCUGAUAAUGGUGUUGCAAACAUUUCUACUGAUCUGUAUGAAGUAUUCCAGAACAGUAAUCUGACUCGCUUGGCCAAACUUCAUCUUGAACACAAUAAGAUAAGUUCCAUUAAAGAACCUCGUGUCUUCUGUCCAUUAAGCAAUCUACUUGACUUGCAUCUCAGCAACAAUCUACUUACUGGUAUUCAUUUUGAUAUAAGCUGUAUGUCUCAUUUACGUUUCAUAGAUCUAGAAAGUAAUCGCAUACGCGGAUUUCAUGAAGAAGAUCUCGCCAUCUUAGAUAGUGCAGCAGUUCGCUCAAAAUUAAACAAUAGCACUUUUGCUGUUGACUUGACCUUCAACCCAUUUUCGUGUGGCUGUAACAUUGAAAUCAUAUAUAAUUGGAAACGAAACACAAAUGUAAUUGUUCGUAACGGAGAUUUAAUUGUAUGUAGACAAGAUGUGUUAGGAAACCCACUCGAUCCUUAUGCUGAUUAUCAUAAAUUUAAUUGUCCAAUCCACACAACAUUAGUUGACCAUAAUCACGAGGGACACACAAUGGUAAUAUUGUUUGUAUUUGGUGCUGUAAUUCUAUUUUUGGGAGCUGUAUUGUAUGUGUCGAGAUUUGGAUUAAAACGAUUUAGACCAGAGUUUAAUACUUCUUCGAGGAAGAUACAUUAUACAACUAUUGACAAGUGUGAAGAACAAGAAAUACAAUAUGUAUGAUAAUAUGAAAAAUGAUUAGUGGUGUUAACAGUAUGGCAUGUGGAAAUUCCGACUCAUGCUUUAGGGAAAGACUGAUAAAUAUUUGUAUUUUUUUUUUUUUUUUGAUUCAAUUAAUGAUUUAAAGAGUAUUUAUGAAUUGUUACUCUUUUGUACAGUAAUGUUAUACAAUUAUAAAUGAAAAAUUUUAAAAGAAAACAUUUUAAUAUUUUGUUUGAAAGACAUUUUUAAUUGCGGCAAGUUUAUUAUUUUUAUUUUAUUUAACAACAUUAAGAAAACGACUGUUAUUUACUUAACAUAAUUAUUAUUUUUUUAAAUGAUUUUAUAUUGUCGAUUGUUGACUUAAAUAUUUGUUGAUCUCUAAUAUCUCUUGUUCCUUUGAAGUAUCUCUAUUUGUAGGGUGAAAGUAUGGCCAGUCGGAUUUUCCACAUCUGUUAAUACCUAAUCUCCUUAGUAGCUUCAAAACAUGACGCUUUGUGUUCAUUCACAUCAUGUAACUGUUAUAAAGAAAACAUAAAGUUGACUUUACUUAGUGUCUAUGAUUAAGUUGUACAAUUUAUAAAAAAAAAAAAAAAAAAAACUAGUGAGAUGAUAAAUAAACACACCGUCCCAAUUUGUUAUUAUUUUAAAUUAUUUUUUUGUUGCAAAGGUUAAUAUAAUUUAAUUUUGAAAUGAAUGAGCUUUUACAUUUAUAUUUAUGUAUUUACAAAAUAUGCUAGUGAUUUUUAACUAGCAAAUGAUUUUUGAAUGUUCUUUAGUUCAGUUUCAUGUUUUUAACAAUUCCUAUAUUACUUUCUUAAUCUUACAACAUUUUAACAAACUUAUUUUUAUUGUAAUUGGACAAUUUUUGUCAUGACAUUUAGUAUAACAUUUAUAGUCAUCACUACUUAAUAUUUAUGAUCAUGACAAAAUAAAUAUUUUGUCGUGAAUAUAUUGUAUGCCUUUAUUAUUCAAUUAUCUAUACUUACGCCUUUAAUGGAUUUUGGAUAUUGUAUUCUUGUUAGACAAUCAAGAAACUCGAGGAGAAUACCAAUGGCUUUUUCACAACAUGUUUGCUAUUAUAUUGAUUAAUAUAAUGUAAUUUAAAUCGUAAAUUUAAUGUACAUUGACAAUGUACUCUAAAAAUUGUUAUUUUAUGACAUGUCCAUAUAAAUUCUCAAGUUUCUUGAAUUACAGUACUUAUAUUUUGUGAUUUAUUUUAUAGUAUGUACAUAUAUACUCUUAGGAAAUUUAAUUUAUUUUUAGAGUUAUAAAUUACACCUAAUUAAUUAAUGUACUUGGCAAAAAUUGAAUUCUUGUAUGCAAUAUUUUACAGUGUACAUUUUUUAUACUAUUGUUAAAAUUUGUUUCUUAUAGUAAAUCUAUAAGUUUAGUGAAUUAAUAAUAUUUCACAUUUUUUACUCUUCACUUGUAAUCAAUACUUAUACUUAACUGCUUGUUAAAUAUUUAGAAAAUUGUUGACAAUCCAAAAUUGCAUAUCUUGGAUUCUAAUGUUAAUGUUACACUAAUUUAAAAUAUUAUGAACUAAUCUUUAAUAAAAUUAUGACAAUGAUAUUUAGGCUGCUUUUACUUUUCUUGAAUUAUUAUAUGUAGUUUGUUACAAUUGUUUUAAAUUUUAAAGGAAAUGCCGUCUGAAUAUUAAUGCAUUUUCGUAAGAAAAAAGAAAAUGUGUUUUAUAUAUUUAACAAAUUGUUGAUGUUUUUGUUUUGAGUCUUGGAUUUUAUAACAUUGUUUAUAAUGUAUAUAUAAUGAGUUGUGAAAACGCACUUAACACUUUGCGCUCCAUUGUUGGAUCAAAUUUUUAAUACAAUUAUUAUAGAUAUUUUAAUGUUGGAACAUUAUUUGUUUUUAUAUGAGCAACGGUACAUCAUACUAAAAUGUAUUUAGUUGCUGAUCAAUCACAUAAUAUUCUUUUUACAGAACCAACCUAAGUACACGUUUAUUGUUACUACUAUUAAAUACCUAAUAAUAUAUUAUAUUAUGGAGCGCAAAGAGUUAAAAUGUUGUUUAUUAUUAUUAAAUAUUAUUACAUAAAACCAAAAAAAUGAAUAAUAAAAAAAUGAUACAUUACAAGAUAUAUAAUGCCUUUUUAGUUUUUAAAUAAAAACCAGCUGUGUUAAUAAACAUUAUAUGUACCCAUAUAU
Cinara cedri is the source of this 7126-nucleotide messenger RNA. NCBI's taxonomy places the organism in Eukaryota, Metazoa, Arthropoda, Insecta, Hemiptera, Aphididae. The record is from the annotation of a GenBank genome assembly.